AUGUCAUUAAAACGAUAUAAUACCCCUCCUGCAAGAAAUUUAAAACGUCGCCAUUCAUAUACUAUCAGAGGCAUUAAGAUCCUCCGAUCCGCCACUACUUUAAUCAUAUUUGGUUCUCUGAUAGUGGUAGUUACAUUUGCAUAUAUUUUAUUAUCAAGACCAGCGAUAUACUCCAAGCAUAAAAUAACGUCACCACUACUCAAGGGACCUUCUAAUACGUCAAAUGCUAAUGAUAUUCAUGCUGAUGACCAACGGUCACGCACCUUUCAGCAUAAAUUCAAACUAAAGCAUAUACAUAGACAUGGUGUAACACCUUUAACCUCACAGACUCAUCAACGCUUAGACGUCAACGACGAAUUCUUAUUCCAAGCUAACAAAUUGUACCAAGAAACAACAGAGUCCAAAAUACAGACCAACGAUGCUUCCCUAUUAUACGAGCAAGAGGACAUGUUAUGGACAACAAACGAGAAUUACUCUACCAACUCACCUUUCUCAUUUGAGUUUAACAUAAAAUCAAAACAAAUAACUCUACAAAGGUUGACAGAUAGGACUCCGAAAUUCAUUGAAUCAUACCUGGAUUUCGCUUAUAAAUCCCCGCAAUUGGCAUCCACCAUCGAACUAGAUUGGAAUAACGAUGAUCAAGUGAUCGCACCCGAUGUGACGGACAAGGAGACUAUCAUAUCUCUGGCUCUAAUGUCAUCAAAUGCAUACGUACAAAUUCCACAAACAGGUGAUUGGAGAAAUGUAUCUUCACCAUGGAAUGGAUCUGAAUCACAGGAUUUCGGGUGGGAUGGUAAUGGAAUAAGAGGUCAUGUUUUUGUUAAUGAAUUAGAUAAUAUUGUGGUGAUCUCGGUGAAGGGGACCAGCGCUCAAGGUUUACCCGGAUCAGGCAUUGAUGAAACUACUGUCAAUGAUAAGAUUAAUGAUAACCUUUUAUUUUCAUGUUGUUGUGCAAGAGUUAGUUAUUUGUGGACUACUGUGUGCGAUUGUUAUGUGAAAUCUUACACGUGUGAUGAAUCAUGUCUUGAGAAGGAAUUAAGACGGAAAGAUCGUUAUUAUAAUGCUGUCAUAGAUAUUUAUAAAGAUGUUUUGAACCAAUAUCCUAAUGCAGAGAUUUGGGUGACUGGUCAUUCUCUUGGAGGUGCACUUGCGGCUCUUAUUGGAAGAACAUUCGGUCUCCCUGCAGUAGCAUUUGAAGCUCCAGGUGAAUAUUUAGCUGCAAAAAGAUUACAUCUACCCUUCCCUCCCGGAUUACCUGCAUAUUUAGAGGGUGUUUGGCAUUUUGGACAUACAGCUGACCCCAUUUUCAUGGGUACAUGUAAUGGAGCAAGUUCAAGUUGUUCACUUGUUGGUUAUGCUAUGGAAACAUCAUGUCAUACGGGGAGAGUUUGUGUGUAUGAUGUGGUUAAUGAUAAAGGUUGGAGGGUUAAUAUGUUAAACCAUAGAAUACAUAAAGUUAUUGAUGAAAUACUUACUGAUUACGAUCAACCAGCGAAAUGUUUGGCUCCAUAA
This is a messenger RNA of Naumovozyma dairenensis CBS 421, 1512 nucleotides long. It is a transcript of the gene ATG15, whose product is annotated as triglyceride lipase ATG15. Gene Ontology annotation, biological process: piecemeal microautophagy of the nucleus; macroautophagy; multivesicular body membrane disassembly. NCBI's taxonomy places the organism in Eukaryota, Fungi, Ascomycota, Saccharomycetes, Saccharomycetales, Saccharomycetaceae. The record is from RefSeq and is a predicted model, not a curated record. Bases 1 to 1512 code for a protein of 503 amino acids. Gene Ontology annotation, molecular function: glycerophospholipase activity. The transcript has a single exon.